This is a messenger RNA of Colias croceus (clouded yellow), 2826 nucleotides long. RefSeq names its product transmembrane channel-like protein 5. Bases 192 to 2453 code for a protein of 753 amino acids. Gene Ontology annotation, molecular function: mechanosensitive monoatomic ion channel activity. The record is from RefSeq and is a predicted model, not a curated record. Lineage: Eukaryota; Metazoa; Arthropoda; Insecta; Lepidoptera; Pieridae. Gene Ontology annotation, cellular component: plasma membrane. The transcript is spliced from 15 exons.
AUGACAACAUAAACAUUUGUUGAAUUUUGUUUAAAAACAAAUCAUAUUUAAAUAAAUUAUCUCAAGAUUGCUGAUUAAUUUAUAUCUAUUUAGUUAUAUCGAAAUGAUAUCUUAUCAUAGCUAAUUGGUGCUUACUCGUAGAGAGAACUCAAUAAGAAACACAUAGGCAAUUCUUGGAAAAGAUUUUUAACAUGGAAGAUGAAAUAGAAGAUAUAGAAUUGCGGCCAGCUAGUGUUCGUCGCAAUGUCACCAUCAGGAACAAUGUGGCGAGGCAGGUGGCUAUCAACUUCAUGCCGUCACGCCAAGCACCCUAUAACACACUACGUAUUCGGCGCGUGAACAGUGAAAACAAUGCUCUCUUGGACGCCGUCUCGGAUACCCCAGAUCCUGAUAAGCAAGUGGACAUCAUUGUGCGGGAGAUGGAACAGCAUAUACAUCUUAUGGAGGAUAAUCCGGUUUCUGAAGAAUUGAGAAGAGAGGCCCUCCGAGAUUUACCACAAGGUCUAACAAUGAAGAGAAGCGUGCGUGCAAAACUGUCGGCGUCCGUCAGUUUGCGGUCCAAAAGGCGUCCCAUUUCUGUGUUCAAGAGAUUUAAAUAUAGGCUCAGUUUUACUUGGAAACGGUUACGCGAAAGUUUCCGCGACCUAAUCUUCUCCAUAGAGCUCUGGUAUGAGCCCAUACGCAAUAUAGAAGGCCACCUGGGUUCUGCAGUGGGUUCCUACUUCCACUUACUCCGCUGGCUUUUUGGCCUGGAUCUGGUGCUCAGUGUGUUCCUGGUCUCCUUCGUGGUAGUGCCUCAGGUGCUGCAUGAUGGGGGUAGGAAUGUGACGGGAGGUUGGGGGUUUUUGGACUUUAUUAGUGGGAAGGGUGCUCUAGAAGAUUCCCCGCUAUUCUACGGCCACUACCACGACGGUGUGAUCACCACGUCCGUACCGCUUAGCUACAACAUGCCAUUCGCCUACUUCUUCACCAUGCUCUGCUUGUAUCUCAUGUUCUUUGGGGUGCUUUGUUAUAGAACAGCGUACUCCUACCGCCGCAACUUCAUCGGCACGGGCGGCGGGCUGCCGCACGUGUUCGCCAGCAAGAUAUUCUGCGGCUGGGACUGCGGGAUCGUCUCUCCGGCGGCUGCUGCACUCACUGCGGCCAGUAUUUAUAAUGAACUUAAGGAAUUGCUCAGUGAACAGAACAAAGUGCGGCACAAGUUAUCGUUUUGCACCAAACUACUGCAACAGUCACUUAACGCGCUAGUGUGGUGCGUAGUGUUAGCUGCAAUUGGUGGGAUGCAGUAUGGGAUCUGGGGCCUGAUGGGAUUGAAGCUACUGACCCCGUACUGGGAGGUCUGCGUGUCGCUGGUUAUAACCACUGCGCUGGCGGUGUGUCCCCUGCUGUUUAACUUUAUUGUUAGGUUAGAAUUCUACGCACCGCGAACGGGCACGUACGUUACGUUGGCACGCACUUGGCUACUAGAUAUAACGACACUAGCGCUAGUGUUCGUGUACUGGGCUAAAAGUGGUGAAGAGUGUUGGGAAACAUCGUUGGGCCAAGCCGCAUACCGACUCGUGUUAUUAGACGCUCCGGUCUCUUUGUUGUUGUUGCCCGCUGUUGAGUUCAUCAGGAUGUUGUUGUUUAAAUUCAAUAUAACGGAAACCGGUCCAGAGUUCAACAUUGCAUACAAUUCAUUGACUCUCAUAUACAACCAGGCGUUAUUAUGGCUUGGCAUGCUAUUCUCGCCUCUAUUGGUAGUAGCCGUAACGAUCAAAUUCCUAUUGCUGUUUUAUGUGAAGAGGGUGUGCGCUUUGCGAGCGUGCUUACCGGCAAGGAAGGUAUGGCGCGCGGCACAGACGCAAACGGCUCUAUACCUUUUGGUAACUCUGUCGCUCUUCACAACAAUAUUUGGUAUUGGUGUUUUGUUCCUUGGCACUUCCUCCCACUCUUGUGGUCCGUUCCAGCAGUACUCCACAGUAUUAUCAUUAGUUGGUGAAGGUCUACUCGGUCUAUCGGAAAGACCAGCCCUGGCCCGGGUGCUAGCCUUCAUCGUGAGACCUGGAGUUAUCGGGUUCCUGUUUGUGGCUCUCUGCGUGUGCGUGUACUACAUGCGCGCGCGGUCGCUGGCGCAGCGCUCGAUGGGCGAGCUGCUGCGCCGCAUGCUGGUGCUGCAGGCCAAGGACAAGGACUUCCUGCUCAGCGCCAUCGCCAAGGUCUCCAACGGAGAAUGGUAUUACAGCCCCAAAGUGGAGGAAAACGCAGAUAGUCACACUUGGCGCUACUUACACGAAGUGCGCAAACCGUCCAACGCGGGAUACCACCUUGAUCUCGACAGAUCGAAAACCAGACCCACAUCAGACAGACCAAAGUCUGACAGACCGAAGUCAGACGGUGAUACAGACAGCUCGUUCAGUUGGCAAGGCUCGAGCAAUUACCUGAACGAUCUGGAAGCUAGGAAGAUGAUUUGACAGGUAUUUUGUGGUUUUUAAACGUUGUAUGUUUUAACAUUUUUGAGGGUAGUCUGUUGUUUGAAUGUGCAAUUAUACAGUUAUACGUUUAUCUCGUGAGUUAGUACAUUUGGAGAUAAGGCCGAUAGGCUCCAAUUUAAGUAAUAAUUUUAGAGUUGUAAAAAUAUGAAUUACUACGAAACUUUUUGAGGGUAGUAUGUAGCCAUUAACCUUAAAAAUUUACUAGAACUUAUCUUGUAUUCUAUCUAAAUUUGACAAUUAAUGGUUACCCAACAGUUUAAUGGUGGUAAUUUGUCGGAAAUUAUUAAAGUUGAAGAAUAAUUGCCAAUACAAUUUCGAUUUCGUGUUUAUCUAGCCGUAAUCGACAGCAACU